CUCGACACAUCGCAUUCCAGAGGCCUUUGCCCGCGAUGGACCUGGCAGGUGCCAAUACCCAAGUCCAGAACUAUGUCAGCCCAGACUCCAAUGCCAAAUUGUCCCAGCACUCGCCGACGGGCGACGAUGACCACGACAACUGGAGUUCGAGCGCGGACGAGGCCAACCGCAGCCAGAAUGGCACCGCGAAGCGCAAACGCCCUCUGUCUGUCUCAUGCGAGACGUGCAAGCAGCGCAAGGUGAAGUGCGAUCGCGGUCAGCCUAGCUGCGGAUGGUGUAUGAAGAACCACUCGGCCUGCACGUACCUGCCGCGCAAGAAGCCUGGGCUGCGCGCUGGCUACGGAAGGGAGCUCGAGGCACGACUGGACAAGCUCGAGUCCCUGCUCCACCACCAGCAGAACCAGAUCUCGCAGCUGUCGAGCAACCAGCUGUCCAACUCUCAAAUCGCGCAUUCAGGGUCCUCGCCGCAAGACGGCCCCGUGUUUAGAACGCCGCCCAUACUCCAGACCCCCCACAUUCCGCGGCCAGAGACUGCCUUGUUCCUCCAGAAGCCGUCUGUCUUCUCCCAACAGCCUCAGCUUCCGCCCAGCUUCGUGGGUGGCAUUGCAGACGCGCGACAGGGGCCAUCUACGCCAGCUGUGGGAAAUGGGUACCAGCCCCCGCCAGAUGAGAUGCAACACUCGUUGGGCCCGCUGCAGCGAGAUGUGUAUGGCUCAGGUGCUCCUGCAGGAUUCAGCAACGACCGUUUCCCCGCGCCUUCCUUGUCCGCACACGCUGGUCAGGCGACCAUGGGACAAACUGACACCGAUUUCCCCCCGUAUGACCUCUUGUACGGCCUUGUCGACCUGUUCUUCAAACACAUCUACCCAUGGUGUCCGAUCCUGCAUCGCCAGACGACAUUGAAUUCACUCUUUGGGGAGGCGAGUCUGGACGAAGCCGACAGGAUCAUCCUGCACUCCAUAGUCGCCACCACUCUGAAGUUCUCAACUGACCAUCGUCUAAGUCCAGAGAAAAGAGACAGCUACCAUCGAACAUCUAAGGAGAAGGUCCUGCUCUAUGGUAUCGAAAACAGCUCUGUAAAGUCACUUCAAGCUCUCGUCAUCCUGUCUCUGGAUGUUGUGGGCUGCUCUAAUGGCCCUCCUGGGUGGAACAUGCUUGCCCUCAUCACCCGAUCCGUUGUUCAACUAGGUUUGUCCAUGGAGACGUAUUCGCCAAUGGUUGCUCCUCAAUACGCAUCCAUCUACACUCUGCGAACCAUAGUUCUGCCGGAGCCAAAGGAUUGGAUCGAAGAGGAGAGCCGGCGGAGGCUGUUCUGGAUGAUAUACCUACUUGAUCGCUACGCUACUGUUGCUACAGCCUUCGAGUUUGCGAUGGACGAGAAGGAGAUUGAUCGUAGAUUGCCAUGUCGUGACGACCUGUUCAAUCGCAAUGUGCCGGUUGAGACUAGAUGGUUCCAGACUUCUGGGCGGUCCGACUACACAAUGAACCGGCCGGAAAACCUUGGCUCCUUUUCUUAUUAUGUGGAGAUCCUCGGCAUUCUGUCUCGAAUUCACAAUUUCCUGAAAAAGCCUGUGGAUAUUACCUCCUUGUCGGAUGUGGAGAAAUGGCAAGGCGAGUAUCGCGAGCUUGAUAGUGCUAUCGAGCAGUGGAAGUAUAAUCUUCCCGCAGAAUACGGAAACUCUGCCCGGAUUUUCUCCGGCCCCGGAGUGAAUAAGACUCUAAAUAGUGGACUAGUCAUGCUUCACGCGGCGUUCCAUACCACUGUAAUUCGACUACAUUCAUCCGCAGCUUAUCCGACCCAUCGGUCCCCAAUCUUCACCCCUUCUUUCAGCGCUAGCCAAAGAUGCCUCAAUGCUGUGGAGAAUAUUACGGCUCUUUGCGCAUGCAUUCGAGAGAAUAAUCUUCUCACGAAGCUCGGCCCACCCUUCGCUUUCUCUCUCUGGGUGGCAGCUCGCGUUCUGCUUGUUCACGGGUCAACGAUCGACCACCGUGUCGAUCAGUCAAUCAACCUCCUCGUCAGUACCUUGCGAGAGAUCGGUCAGUACUGGGAGGUGGGCACUCGUUAUGCCAAUCUUCUUUCACGCGUUCUUCAUGAAUAUCAAGAAUCGCAACGGGCACCAGCGGGAGUCAAUGGCGAACGUGUUACCCCUUCAACAGUUAAGAUUCUUGCAGACAUGCGUCGCUGUGCCUUCGAUCUAGACUUUUUGAUUUCCCGACAACCUAAGACGCAUGCCUCUACUAGACCUGCUUCUGUGACGCCUGCUCGAACUCCAGGUCCAAACGAGUUAGAAUACCUCGACGUAUUUGAUUUCUUCAAUAUGCCUCGACUACCUGUCUCUAUGGAUGGUCCCAUGAGCUACGGCGCCAGUGCCAACACAGACGGAGCUCUGCAGAUGCCAGACGGCACACCCAGCAACGAGUUCAAUAUCACCAAUUAUAUGGUCGAUGCGAGUUCGGAUUGGUUCAUGAAGAAUCCUACAUGAAAAGUCAGCAACUUUUUUAAUUUCCUACUCGCAUCUAACCUAAAAGCUUGAAUUUUCCUCCUUCAGCAAAGUUUUCAAAGUGUAGUCUGGUCUGAUUCUCGCAAUUCUCUAAUCAUGUUUUUCUCUACCUUCCUUAUUGUUACAGAUACCCCUUUGCUGAUACGAUGGAGGAAUGGAGAAUAGGUUUAGGUAAUGAAAAUUAGUAAUAUUUCAUCCAAUGAGUAUCAUUUCCAAGCACAUACUUGAGGAGGUUCUGGCAAAGAGUCGGUAAAACUAAUAUGGAUU
Lindgomyces ingoldianus is the source of this 2768-nucleotide messenger RNA. RefSeq lists its product as uncharacterized. NCBI's taxonomy places the organism in Eukaryota, Fungi, Ascomycota, Dothideomycetes, Pleosporales, Lindgomycetaceae. The transcript is spliced from 3 exons. The record is from RefSeq and is a predicted model, not a curated record. Gene Ontology annotation, molecular function: DNA binding; zinc ion binding; DNA-binding transcription factor activity, RNA polymerase II-specific. Gene Ontology annotation, biological process: regulation of DNA-templated transcription; DNA-templated transcription. Gene Ontology annotation, cellular component: nucleus. Bases 36 to 2483 code for a protein of 815 amino acids.